Molecule: messenger RNA, 504 nt
Organism: Choloepus didactylus (southern two-toed sloth)
Lineage: Eukaryota; Metazoa; Chordata; Mammalia; Pilosa; Megalonychidae
Product: BBSome-interacting protein 1-like
Exons: 2
Coding region: 1-354 (117 amino acids)
Biological process (GO): receptor localization to non-motile cilium; cilium assembly
Cellular component (GO): BBSome
Source: RefSeq, a predicted model, not a curated record
AUGUUGCAAUGCUGCUCUAUGAAAUUAAUAUCAAGAGUGGAAUGUAGAAUCUCACCAUUGCCCGGGCAACAGCUGAGCCAUCUGGGAAGGCUUCCAUCUGAACUGUAUCCAAUACUCCAAAAUCACUGUGUCCAACAAUUAAGAUAUGGCAGAAGUGAAUCAAUGUUCCGAGAAGUUCCAAAACAAGGGCAGUUGUCUGUAGAAGAUGUAACCACAAUGGUGCUGUGUAAACCCAAACUUUUACCCUUAAAAUCUCUGACUCUAGAAAAACUGGAGAAAAUGCAGCAAGCCGCACAGGAUACAAUUCGCCAACAAGAAAUGGCAGAGAAGGAACAACAGCAAAUAACCCACUGAAUGAUGAUUUAGCACUUCCAUGAGCACCCCACCAUUUAAUAACUAGAAAAUAAUCUGCAUCUGUAUGCUGAAAAUAGUAAUAAAACCAAUAGUAUUCAUAUAAAUAAUACAAAAAUACCCAAGGCUGAUGCAACCUAUAUUGUGAAUUUU